Aspergillus glaucus CBS 516.65 is the source of this 2680-nucleotide messenger RNA. RefSeq names its product SURP domain-containing protein. Gene Ontology annotation, molecular function: RNA binding. The coding region runs from base 39 to 2489 and encodes 816 amino acids. The transcript has a single exon. Gene Ontology annotation, biological process: RNA processing. The record is from RefSeq and is a predicted model, not a curated record. NCBI's taxonomy places the organism in Eukaryota, Fungi, Ascomycota, Eurotiomycetes, Eurotiales, Aspergillaceae. Gene Ontology annotation, cellular component: nucleus.
CACGACACUUAUCGCUGCGUAUCGCAGCUUCCACCAGAAUGCCUGACGAUUCCAAAUCAAAAGGCUUCCCCGAUAUAUCCGCCAAACUUUCCGCGCUCCCCAAGAAAUCCGUCUUCGAACGCCAGAAAGCCGAAGCAGAGGCAAAGCGUGCCCGCGAACAAGCCGAGACCGCCGCCGUUUACGAGGACUUUGUCAAGUCAUUCGAAGAUGACAACCAGACACCAGGUCGAUUUCCGACAGAGGGAAGGGUGAAUAAGCCGGGGAAUUUCAAUAAUAAUAGGAAUUCGGGGUUUGGAGGUCCUGCAAAACGACAUUUCACCAGCUCCGGUCCGCGCAGUAGCGGUCCCGGGACUCUGGGACCACCUCCGCCGUCGCUUUCUCGAAAACGCACGCACGAUGGAUUUCCUUCCUCUCAGCUGAAUCGGGACUCAGGGUCUGGGGUUUUGGGAUUUGGUAAUACGAGUACCGGACCGGCUGCGGCAUUUGGUGCUUCGGACGACGAGGAGGAAAGGACUACAGAUGCGAAGGAGGCUGAGAGGGCGGCUGCUAAGCCUACGUUGUAUCUGGCAUCUUUACCUCCUGGGACGUCUCCGUCGGUGAUUAAGUCGUUGAUUCCGUCGACUUUGGUUGUUGAUGGUGUCAAGAUUCUACGACCGCCCAGUCAAUCAUCGACGGAUCGAAAAUCGGUGUCCGCUAUUGUGACUCUGGUGAAUGAGUCUGCAGCGUCGGAUAUAGACAGCGCUGUUAGCGCACUUCAGAAUAAAUAUCUAGGCUGGGGGUACAAUCUCUCUAUCACUCGCCAUCUCUCUUCAGCCGCAAUCAGCUCCUCUAUGCCAGUGACUAUCGGUCUGUCAUCGACAACAUCCCUUCCAUUCGGCGCCAAAAACAUCCCACAAAACCCUGGGGGAAGUCUGAGUCGUGCCCCGCCGCCUGGUUCUCGUGGAUUCGCUCCUCCGUCUUCAUAUGGCCCAGCAUACGGUAGAGGUGGGCCGUCAACACGGGUCGAAGUGAAAACACCAUCAGACCUAAAACAACUCAAAUUGAUUCACAAGACUUUGGAGAACUUGCUGGACUUUGGCCCGGAAUUCGAAGCACUACUCAUGAGCAGACCGGAAGUACAAAGAGAGGAGAAAUGGGCCUGGCUCUGGGAUCCCAGGAGCCCUGGUGGUGUUUACUAUCGAUGGAAGCUAUGGGAGAUCCUAACUAACACCCAGUCCAGAGAGGCUAGGCGAAGGACUUCCGAGAAAGCCUCAAUGAUCUUCGAAGAUGGGCCGAGCUGGCUCCUUCCGGAGACGAAUACCAAAUUCGAAUAUACCACCCGCAUGGACGAGUUUGUCUCGGAUGAGGACUACAAUUCCUCUGACGAGGAACACUCUGAUACAGAAGAAGACAGGCGGAACGCUGGUAGCGCACCAUCAGCUGAUGGAUUAGGCGGUGCCAACGAAGGAUCGGGUUACAUGAAUCCUCUUCAAAAAGCCAAGUUAACGCAUCUUCUUGCUCGACUACCUACAACCCAUGCAAAGUUACGGAAAGGCGAUGUUGCACGUAUCACAGCAUUUGCGAUCGAACACGCGGGAGCGGGUGCCGAUGAAGUUGUCCAAAUGAUUGUUUCCAACAUCCUCAGUCCUCUUGCUUACACAGGAGCGAACCCGGAUCGUGAAAUCGAAAAGGACAUUGCAAGAGGGGAGGACCUUAACGAUGACAACGGAUCGAACGAGAAACCGACUCAAACUCGACCGUUAUCCUCCAAAGUGGAUACAUCGGCUGCUAAGCUUGUUGGCUUGUACCUUAUUUCUGAUAUCCUCUCAUCUUCAGCUACUAGCGGCGUCCGGCACGCAUGGAGAUACAGACAACUCUUCGAAUCAGCACUCAAAUCAAAUCAAGUUUUUGAGCAUCUUGGGCAACUGGAGAAAGAUCUGAAAUGGGGUCGACUCAAGGCAGAGAAGUGGAAACGAAGCAUUGAAAACCUCUUACACCUGUGGGAAGGAUGGUGUGUUUUCCCUCAGGGAAGCCAAGAACACUUCGCACAAGUAUUCGAUAAACCACCGCUUACCGAAGAAGAGCAACGCGAGGAAAGAGAGAAAGCAGAGGCUGAACGGGCUUCCAACGCAUUUGCCAAGGGGAAGAGUAGGUGGAAGAGUCUUGAUGAGGAGGCGGCAGCAGCAACAGGGAAAUUUGACCCCAGUCGACCUCCCGUCAUGGACCCGACCCGGAUGGAUAUCGACCAGGAACGGGUUACUUCUACUAGCCAGGCGGACUUUGAUGGGGAGUUGAUGAGUGACAUUGACGGUGUUCCCAUGGAGGACAGUGAUCUGGAGGAAGAAGCACCAGACGGCGAACCUAUGGAAGAUGAGCCGCCGGAUCAGAAGGGAGAGGGGUCUGAGGAUAAGCCAUUUGAGCAGCAAGAGCCAGCACCGGAACCUCAGCGUCCUGCGCGAAAGCCACGACCCAAGGCAGAGGACAUGUUCGCAGACUCUGACCCAGAAUAGUUGUAGUAUUCUAUUAUAUUGGGCGGAUCAUGAGAAUAAUGAUAGUUUAUAUUUCACAUCCUAUACGGCAGCUAACCAUGCUUUUCUAGAAUGUUGUAACCCUGUUGGGCGGCGCUUCUUUUCUGCCCCACAAUUCCGCCAAAUACAAUCACUGCCUCUCCUCUCUUUUCUCUUCUCCCCCUCUCAUUUCG